This is a messenger RNA of Lodderomyces jiufengensis, 1050 nucleotides long. RefSeq names its product alcohol dehydrogenase (gene ADH2). Gene Ontology annotation, molecular function: oxidoreductase activity; zinc ion binding. The coding region runs from base 1 to 1050 and encodes 349 amino acids. The record is from RefSeq and is a predicted model, not a curated record. The transcript has 2 exons. NCBI's taxonomy places the organism in Eukaryota, Fungi, Ascomycota, Pichiomycetes, Serinales, Debaryomycetaceae.
AUGCCAUCAACAAUUCCAAAAACACAAAGAGCAGUAAUUUUUGAAGAUUUUAAUGGUCCCUUAACAUUACAAGAAAUCCCCAUACCUGAAAUUCAACCAAAUGAAAUAUUAGUUAAUAUAAAAUAUUCUGGAAUUUGUCACUCUGAUUUAUCAACUUAUCAUGAAGCUUGGGGAAGUUUAACAAAUACAAAAGUUUUAGGACAUGAAGGAGCAGGUAUAGUAGUUGCAGUAGGUUCAAAUGUAACAGGUUGGUCAAUUGGAGAUUACGCAGGUGUUAAAUUAAUUAACUCUACUUGUUCACAAUGUGAAUAUUGUCAACAAGCUCAAGAAAUCUUAUGUUCAAAAUUAACAUUAAAUGGAAUAAAUAGAGAUGGAACUUUUCAAGAAUAUUGUGCAACUGACGCAUUAAACGCUGCUCAUUUACCAAAACAUGUAGAUUUAUCUCAAAUUGGUCCAAUUUUAUGUGCUGGUGUUACUGCAUAUAAAGGUUUAAAAACAUCAGGUGCAAGACCUAAUGAAUGGGUAGCUAUUGUUGGAGCUGGUGGUGGAUUAGGUUCAUUAGCUAUUCAAUAUGCAAAAUCAAUGGGGUUAAAAGUUGUUGGAAUUGAUGGUGGUGAAGAUAAAGCUUCGUCUGCUAAAAAAUUAGGUGCUGAUGAAUUUAUUGAUUUUACUAAAGUUAAAGAUGUUGCAAAAGAAGUAAUUGAUAUAACUGGUGGUGGAGCACAUGCAUGUAUUAAUGUUUCAACUUCUGAAAAAGCAAUACAACAAUCUGUUUCAUAUGUUAGAUCAAAUGGUACUGUUGUUUUAAUUGGAUUACCACCAAAUGCUAAAAUUAGUAUUGAUAUUUUACCUACAGUUUUAAGACAAGUUACUAUAAAGGGAUCAUAUGUUGGAACUAGAUGGGAUACUUCUGAAGCUAUUGACAUUUUUGCUAGAGGUUUAAUUAAUUGUCCUAUUACGGUGGUUGGAUUGGGUGAUGUUCCAAAAGUUUUUAAAUUAAUGGAAGAAAAUAAAAUUGUAGGUAGAUAUGUAGUUGAUACAAGUAAGUAA